GCAAACAAGUUGAGAGGGAGAUGGUAAGAAGCGCUUUUUAUGCUUCUGCACAAUGUUUAUACAUGUUACGUACGCGUGCGAAAGAACGAUUAACGGAUGAUUAUAGCUACAUUAAAGAGGGGAGAAGAAAAUCACCUGACUUGGUCAUACAAAAAAAUUAUUGAUAUAUAAAAAUAUUCCAGUAGAGGCUAGGCGCCACAUUUUAUUCCCAAGGGGACUCAGAAAUAUGCCUUAACGAUAAAAGGAGGAAAGUACAUACUUCAGCAUUAUGAUGAAAAGCUAUUUAUCGGAGGAAGAUAAACUGAAGUUAACGAUAAAAAAAAACUACUUGGAGAGAGAUGCCAUUAAAACGAAAAUUUUGAACUACCUGAAUAGGUUGUCGUACCUGUGCUCAGAUGACAAGGAGGAGCUUAACAGAAGGGAAAGACAGAAGCGGGGAUUCUUCGGGGAGAACUUGGAGUACUUUCCCGAAUUCAGGGUAGAGAAGCGGGUAAGUUAAGAAGGCAGUGGGAGGGCUUGUGCGUAUAAGCGUAGACCGCCCAUAGCUUGCAUGCACAUCCAUCGGUUGCUGGCUACGUAAGAAUAAACGCUUUCCUUGCACCAACUUUUUUGCAGCCCAAGCUAGAGGAAGAUGAGACGACUGUGACGAGAAACAGGAGGCUUCUGCAAGUGGGGCUAUUU
Messenger RNA from Plasmodium cynomolgi strain B, 681 nucleotides. RefSeq lists its product as hypothetical. The transcript has 3 exons. The coding region runs from base 269 to 499 and encodes 76 amino acids. NCBI's taxonomy places the organism in Eukaryota, Apicomplexa, Aconoidasida, Haemosporida, Plasmodiidae. The record is from RefSeq and is a predicted model, not a curated record.